AUGCAGGCCCCUGUCGUGGUUAUGAACACGGGCGCCGGUGAGAGACAAGUCGGGCGGAAGGCACAGAUAUCAAAUAUCACCGCGGCCAAAACGGUUGCGGAUAUCAUCAGAUCAUGCCUCGGGCCGAAAGCGAUGUUAAAAAUGCUACUGGAUCCCAUGGGAGGAAUCGUCUUGACCAACGACGGCCAUGCCAUCUUGCGGGAAAUCGAAGUGGCGCAUCCUGCCGCAAAGAGUAUGAUUGAAUUGAGCCGGACACAAGAUGAAGAGGUGGGAGACGGUACAACGACGGUGAUCAUUCUAGCCGGCGAAAUCCUAGCCCAGGCGCUCCCGCAGCUCGAACGAAACAUCCAUCCGGUUGUCAUUAUCCAAGCAUUCAAAAAGGCCCUCGCGGAUGCUUUGGCCAUCGUCGAGGAGGUCUCAAUACCGGUGGACACAUCAAGUGACAAACAAAUGGCAGCACUCAUCAAAUCGUCCAUUGGCACAAAGACCGUCUCCAGAUACUCGGAUCUGAUGUGCUCACUGGCGCUGAAAGCGGUGCGGACGGUAGCCCUAGACCAGAGUUCGGUGUCGAAUGCAGCAACAACGAACGGCGCUGCGAAGUCACCAGCCCCUACCUCCUCGAAGCCACAAGAAGUAGACAUCAAGCGGUAUGCGCGGGUGGAGAAGAUUCCGGGGGGCGAGAUCGAAGAUUCACGGGUCCUGGACGGGGUUAUGCUAAAUAAAGACAUCACACAUGCGUCGAUGCGGCGACGGAUAGAAAACCCGCGGAUCGUGCUGCUCGACUGCCCGCUCGAGUACAAGAAAGGCGAGUCGCAGACCAACGUCGAGAUCACGGACGAGGACUCGUGGAACCGCAUCCUGCAGAUUGAAGAAGAGCAAAUCAAGAAGAUGUGCGAGGCCAUCUUGGCCGUCAAGCCGGAUCUGGUGAUCACCGAAAAGGGCGUUUCAGAUCUCGCCCAGCACUACUUCGUCAAAGCCGGCGUCACCGCGCUCCGCCGGGUGCGGAAGACCGACAACAACCGCAUCGCGCGUGCCGUCGGCGCCACGAUCGUGAACAGGGUCGACGACCUCGUCGAGUCCGACGUCGGCACCGGCUGUGGCCUGUUCGAGAUCGAGAAGAUCGGCGACGAGUAUUUCACCUUCCUGACCAAAUGCAAGAACCCCAAGGCCUGCACGAUCCUGCUGCGCGGCCCGUCCAAGGACAUCCUCAACGAAGUCGAACGCAACCUCCAGGACGCCAUGUCCGUCGCUCGCAACGUCAUGUUCCACCCACGCCUGUCCCCAGGCGGUGGCGCCACCGAGAUGGCCGUCUCCGUGCGUCUCGCCCAGAAGUCAAAGUCCGUCGAGGGCGUCAUGCAGUGGCCCUACAAGGCCGUCGCCGAGGCCAUGGAGGUCAUUCCGCGCACCCUCAUCCAGAACGCCGGCGCCAGUCCCAUCCGCAUCCUGACCAACCUGCGCGCCAAACAUGCCGAGGGCAAGUCCAGCUUCGGCGUCGACGGCGAUACCGGCAACGUCGUCGAUAUGAAAGACUACGGCGUCUGGGAGCCCCAGGCCGUCAAAAUGCAGAGUAUCAAGACCGCUGUCGAGAGUGCCUGUCUCUUGCUUCGUGUCGAUGACAUCUGUAGCGCGAAGAGCGCGAAGCAGGUCGGUGGUAGUGGCUUGUCCGGCGGCGGCGGCGGUGGGGAAGAAUAG
Capronia coronata CBS 617.96 is the source of this 1692-nucleotide messenger RNA. Its product is annotated as T-complex protein 1 subunit gamma. The transcript has 4 exons. Gene Ontology annotation, cellular component: chaperonin-containing T-complex. Gene Ontology annotation, molecular function: ATP binding; ATP hydrolysis activity; ATP-dependent protein folding chaperone. The coding region runs from base 1 to 1692 and encodes 563 amino acids. The record is from RefSeq and is a predicted model, not a curated record. Gene Ontology annotation, biological process: protein folding. Lineage: Eukaryota; Fungi; Ascomycota; Eurotiomycetes; Chaetothyriales; Herpotrichiellaceae.